Miscanthus lutarioriparius is the source of this 1725-nucleotide messenger RNA. The record is from the annotation of a GenBank genome assembly. Lineage: Eukaryota; Viridiplantae; Streptophyta; Magnoliopsida; Poales; Poaceae.
AUGCCUCCCGCAGUGGUGGACGCCACCGUGGCCACGCCCGGCCGCCGCCGCCGCCCCGCGGCGCUCCCCAACGCCAACGCUGUCUGCGUCGUCGCCACCGCGCUCUCAGACGCCAAUGCCAACGCCGGCGCCGCGGCGCGCAGGCCCAAGGCCAAGGCCGUCGCCUCCCGCUACCUCACCCCCUCCUCCAUACCCACCUCCAUCCCCGUCUCCUCCCCUGCCAAGUCGCCAGCACCGAGGACGCCCGCCUCCACGGACCGGUCGCGUUGGGUGCUCCCCAACGGUGCCGCCGCCACGGACGCCGCGGCGGCGUCCGGCGGAAGCGGCGCCACCACGACGAGACGCACGCUGGCGGUCGCGUUCCAGAGCCCGGCAUACUCCUUGGAAUCCAGCAGGACGAGCUCCGCCUCCGCGUCGUCCGCCGCGGAGCCGGCGGCGGCCACGCCGGAACCGAAGAGGCCCACUGCGCGCGCCAAGGUGUCCUACGCUAGCCAGAACACGUACCGGUGGCCGCCAGCGUCGGCUUCGUGCGGGCGCGACGGCCGCGCGCUCGCCACGAGCGCGGAACUCUCUGCUCCGACCAAGAAGGAGACUCAGGCGAUCGCCGCCAUCUUCAGCGCCGCGCGGUCGACGGCGUUCCGCGGGACCCCGAGGCGCGCGUCGGUGGACGGUGCCAACGAGUACCUGCUGGCGUUGUCCUCCGACACGGACAGCGCGUCGUCCCAACGCAGCGUCGGUUCGGUGCCGCGCCCGUCGCCGAGGAGCGCCAUGAGCUCGUCCGCGCUGUUCACGCGGGACGGCAUGGGGACCCGCUCCGAACGCUUCGCCUACCGGGUCAUGCCGUCGCCGUCACGCGCGCCUGCCACGUCGUCUCCGGCGUCGGCGCCGGUGAAGAAGAGGUCACUGUUCACCGGCUUGCUGUCUUCGCCGUUCAGCAGGGCGUCUCUGAAGCAACCGUCGCCGAGCAAGCCGGUGGCCAGCGCGUUCAGGAGGGCGGCCAGCUCGUCGUCCCCGGCCCGACGCUCCACGGAGGGGCCUACCUCCGCCGGGAACACGCAAGGUAAGAGCUGCGGCGUGGACGGUGACAUGAAGUGCAGGCUCCCGGCGGCGAUCAAGACCGAGGAGGAGCACCAGCUGAGACUACUCUACACCCGGGAGUUGCAGUGGCGGCUCGUGAAUGCACAGGCUCGAGCUGCGCUUUCGUCGCAGACCAUGGAUGCAGAGAAAAACUUGUGUGGCGCGUGGGUUUCUAUCCUGAGGAUGCGCAAAUCGGUCGCCAUUAGAAAGAUGCAGCUCCAGUUUCUUCGAAACAACUGCAAACUCAUGGCAAUUCUGAGAGGACACAUGAAAUACCUGGAAGAAUGGUCCUUUUUAGAGAGGGAUCAUGGCCAUUCUUUGUCAGGAACAACACAGGCUCUGACUGCUACCGUCCUGCGCCUUCCUGUCUCAAAUGGUGCAAUGGCAGAUAUUCAUGGAAUAAGAAAUGCUCUUAGCUCUGCGGUUGAUGUCAUGCAUACUAUAGGAAACUCAACAAGAACCCAGCUGCCUAAGUUAGCCCGGACAAAUGUCUUGGUGUCCCAGCUCUCCAGAGUUUUCAUUCAAGAACACAUUCUGAUGGCGCAGUGCAGAGAUUUGCUGUCCACACUAGCAUCAAUGCACGUGACGUACAGCAGCCUACAAGGGCAGAGGAUACAGCUGAACCAAAGGCGUCAGUAUCUUCAGUAG